GAAGCACGCCCCCCGCCCCAGGCCCAGCAUGCGCUUGUCGUUGAGGAGGGCACUGCUGGCAGCUGGCUUCGCCCUGGCCCUGGUGCUGGCGGUCCAGCUGGGGCAGCAGGUGCUGGAGUGCCGGGCGGUGCUGGGGGGCCCGCUGGGCCCCUGUCGGACCAUGCAGCCGGAGCAGGAGGACCGGGUGAUGGUGGGCGCCGACCACAUGGAGUACCGCUACGGCAAGGCCGUGCCGCUUAUCUUCGUGGGGGGCGUGCCCCGGAGCUGCACCACGCUGAUGCGCGCCAUGCUGGACCCCCACCCCGAGGUGCGCUGCGGCGAGGAGACCCGCAUCAUUCCCCGCGUGCUGGCCAUGCACCAGGCCUGGUCCCAGUCUGGCCGGGAGAAGCUGCGGCUGGACGAGGUGGGCGUGACGGACGAGGUACUGGAUGCCGCCAUGCAGGCCUUCAUCCUGGAGGUGAUCGUCAAGCACGGUGAGCCGGCCCGCGUCCUCUGCAACAAGGACCCCUUCACGCUCAAGUCGUCCGUCUACUUGUCGCUCCUGUUCCCCAACUCCAAGUUCCUGCUGAUGGUGCGGGACGGCCGGGCCUCCGUGCACUCCAUGAUCACCCGCAAGGUCACUAUCGCCGGCUUCGACCUCAGCAGCUACCGCGACUGCCUCACCAAGAGGAACAAGGCCAUCGAGGUGAUGUAACCUCAGUGCAUGGAGGUGGGCAAGGACAAAUGCCUGCCCGUGUACUAUGAGCGGCUGGUACUGUACCCCCGGCGCUCCCUCAAGCUCAUCCUCGACUUCCUCGGCAUUGCCUGGAGCGACGCCGUCCUGCACCACGAGAAUCUCAUCGGCAACCCCGGGGGCGUCUCCCUGUCCAAGACUGAGCGAUCCACAGACCAGGUCAUCAAACCCGUAAACCUGGAAGCUCUCUCCAAGUGGACUGGCCACAUCCCCAGGGAUGUGAUUAGGGACAUGGCCCAGAUCGCCCCCAUGCUGGCUCGGCUCGGCUACGACCCCUAUGCAAACCCACCCAACUACAGCAAUCCCGACCCCAUUGUCGUCAACAACACACACCGGGUCUUGAAAGGGGACUGUAAAGCACCAGCCAAUCUGAAGGGCUAUUUUCAGGUGAACCAGAACAGUACCUCCUCCCACUUAGGAAUCUCACGAUUUCCUGAUCUCUGCAAAUGGCUUUGUUGCCGGAAGAGAAGAAACUGCAUUCGAGUGGAAAUCGAACCUCUAAUCCAAGCAUAUUGCUUGCUGUUAAUUGCCAAAUCAGGACUGCUUGACCACCGUGGUGGCUUUGUUUGCCAGGACAAGGCCCGCCACCUGUGCCUCUCCCACUAA
Messenger RNA from Camelus dromedarius (Arabian camel), 1339 nucleotides. RefSeq names its product protein-tyrosine sulfotransferase 2-like. The record is from RefSeq and is a predicted model, not a curated record. Gene Ontology annotation, cellular component: Golgi apparatus. Gene Ontology annotation, molecular function: protein-tyrosine sulfotransferase activity. Lineage: Eukaryota; Metazoa; Chordata; Mammalia; Artiodactyla; Camelidae. Gene Ontology annotation, biological process: peptidyl-tyrosine sulfation.